This is a messenger RNA of Plectropomus leopardus (leopard coralgrouper), 4999 nucleotides long. Lineage: Eukaryota; Metazoa; Chordata; Actinopteri; Perciformes; Serranidae. The record is from RefSeq and is a predicted model, not a curated record.
AUUUGGACGUCGCUGCUGCUGCACUUGAAUGUCAACUAUCCGUUUUUUGAAAUUUAAUUUUUUAUUCAUCCCUUCCGAGCCGCGCCGCAACACACCCUGCCCGUCAUCUUUGUCUACUCGCAGAAAAAAAGCGGCAGAUUUCUGCUGAUGCAGUGAUGUCUGGAAAUGUCAAGGGCUCGCUUAUUGCCCCUUAAUGUAUCUCCCCCCUGAAUUGCAGCGCAAGAUUUUCUCCUGCGGUAUACUGUAAGCUGUUCACACCACCGUGCCGCCGCGCGAGCAGCUCCCGACGCUGCAGUUUUGCCUUUUCUCUCUUUUCGCUCCUUUUUCCACCUCAGGCUUUCCUCGUUUAGACUCACCUGAUUUUCAUCUUGUUUCUAAAGAUUUGAGGACACUUUGAGACGGACACAAUUAGGAUGGCGAUGAGAAUAGUACGGCUCUAGGAUUUUUUUUUUAGGUAGGUGCAAUGUAAAGUUGCCACCUGACACCCACUGCUGCCUUGUCGUUGGAUGAUUUUACUCGAGGAUAAGACGCAUUCAAGACCUUUCAAGACCAGCCCACGAGGCAGCAGUAACAACAGCAGCAGAUGCACUGGAGAGCAGCAAUGGUCAAGUCAGCGAGAACCGCAGUGGAGCCGCACUGAGGCAGAGCAGCCAACCAGCCCCCUCGCAUCUGGGGACGUCUCCAACAACUUAAGGGGUGUGGGAAGCUGAGGAGUGGAAAAAUUUGCCCCCAAACCUGAAUGCCUGCUCGGUCAGACUAAUCGGGAUCCCAACACAACUCCUCCCCCUCCACCUCCUCCUCCUCCUCCUCCUCCUAUUUCCCAAAAUGACCGUGGUAGCAGGAGAUAACAUGGAUGAGACCUCGGCUGUCCCGGGCCACCCUCAGGACACCUAUCCCCCAGACCACAAUGACCACGAAUGCUGCGAGAGGGUGGUCAUCAACAUAGCCGGUCUCAGGUUUGAAACGCAGUUGAAAACUCUGUCCCAAUUUCCAGAGACAUUGCUUGGCAACCCCAAAAAGCGGAUGCGGUACUUUGACCCUCUGAGGAAUGAGUACUUCUUCGACAGGAACCGCCCCAGCUUUGAUGCCAUCCUCUAUUACUACCAGUCCGGGGGUCGGCUGAGAAGACCAGUGAACGUCCCGUUGGAUAUGUUCUCAGAAGAAAUCAAAUUUUACGAGCUGGGAGUGGAUGCAAUGGAGAAGUUUCGUGAGGACGAGGGUUUCAUCAGGGAGGAAGAGCGUCCUUUACCUGAGAAGGAGUUCCAGCGUCAGAUUUGGCUCCUCUUCGAGCACCCGGAAAGUUCAGGAACUGCGAGAGGAAUUGCCAUAGUGUCUGUGAUGGUAAUCCUGAUUUCAAUAGUCAUAUUUUGUUUAGAGACUUUACCACAGCUUAAAGAGGACCCGAGGGGUCGAAUGAUUGCAGUUGGGAACACUACUGUUUAUUAUAAGCCAAAUAUUCUCACUGACCCCUUCUUCGUCAUUGAGACUCUCUGUAUAAUCUGGUUCUCCUUUGAGCUGAUCGUACGCUUUCUGGCGUGCCCGAGUAAACCGGCCUUCUUCAAGAACAUGAUGAACAUGAUCGACAUAGUGGCUAUCAUCCCCUACUUCAUCACACUCGGCACUGAGCUGGCCGAAGACCCAGAAAACGAGGGAGUCGGGGAGCAGGCAACAUCUCUGGCCAUCCUCAGGGUGAUCCGUCUGGUCAGGGUGUUCAGGAUCUUCAAGCUGUCACGGCACUCCAAAGGACUGCAGAUUUUGGGGCAGACCCUCAAGGCCAGUAUGCGAGAGCUGGGAUUGCUGAUCUUCUUUCUGUUCAUUGGAGUCAUCUUGUUCUCCAGUGCUGUCUACUUUGCUGAGGCAGAGGAGGAAGGAUCCUUCUUUGGCAGCAUCCCGGAUGCAUUUUGGUGGGCUGUUGUGUCUAUGACAACUGUUGGCUAUGGGGACAUGGUCCCGGUCACUAUAGGAGGCAAGAUAGUGGGAUCUCUGUGCGCCAUUGCUGGAGUGUUGACAAUUGCACUCCCAGUGCCUGUCAUUGUGUCCAACUUCAACUACUUCUACCACAGGGAGACCGAGGGAGAAGAGCAGGCCCAGCUGCUCAACGUCAGCAAUCCCAACAUCCCCUCUGAAACCAACUCCAGCCGCCGUAGUUCGUCCACCGUCAGCAAGUCAGAGUACAUGGAGAUUGACGGAGACAUAAACAAUAGCAUCGACAACUUUAGGGAGGCAAAUCUCAGAACUGGCAAUUGCACUAUAGCCAACCAAAACUGUGUAAAUAAAAGCAAGCUGCUUACAGAUGUUUAGACACUAGUUAGGAACUUUGGGAUCUCUAUGGGACUGUCAUAUGUGGAGUAGACCAUCAGUUAGGAAUGCUUCAUUUACCUCCUCAAAGCGCUCUAUGGCAAUAGGCCUAAAACUACGCUCAGCUAUAUAGAAAGGAAAAUCAAAGCUCUUAGCGUAUAUGACAGGUAGAUAGAAUAAUUAAUUCCUCUGAUCCUACAAAUAUAUAGGUUCAUCAAAAAGAAAACAUUACGCAUAUCCACGGCUCCCUGGAGGACGCAGAGCACACACCGUCUCAUCAGAUGAUGGCGUGAUAAUUAAAAUCUUAUGCAUGGAGUACAGAUAACAUUUCAGCAAGUUGCACAAUGCACCAGAAAAGUCUGCAGAGACAUGCAAGCACCUGCAGCUGAAGUGGUAAGCGCCAUGAAGUUAGGUGACCCCCCUCCCCCCUCUGCUCCCUCCUUCCUCCUCCUCUCUCCUCCCUCCCCUACAAAGGAUAUCUACUAUUCAGCAAAGCACCUUAUAGGAGGAAGACUGAUCUCUCUUGUUUGGAUGUAAACCGAUGGUGAUCUACUUGCUUCACGGACAUCCGCAAUGCUGCUGUUUUCCAGCAGAUGCUGUAAUUGUGAUAUCACCAAGUGAUUCAAUGCCAUGCCCUUUAGAUGCAACACAGCACAACGUUAAAGUGAGCUUCACACGAGCAUGAUUAGAGACUUUCCAUUUUGAUAUUGGCAUGCAUGAGACAUAUCUCACAUAAUGGAAAGGAUGUUCUUUUGGAUACCUGCCUCCAUCCCCCCUCCUUCUCAUCUGUUUUCAUACGAGUGCACUGGAUGAGUUCCUUAAUUUGAAAUACUAAUCAUUUAGAAGUAUAGAAAUUGAAUGUUAAACCUUAAGGGAACAGUACAUAAAUGAGAUCAUAGCAUGAAAAAAGUAACCUGCAUUAUGGUCUAUCGACUAAGGUACUUUUGUAUCCUGGUAUAUUUAAUGCAUGACAUGAGUAUUCAGCUUGUUGCAAUUCAGGCACUCUGCAGUGCCCUAUUGUCAGGGAAACUAAGGAAAUCAAAUUCUGGAUGUUUCUGAAUUGCAAUCAAAUAUAUCCAAACCCACCUUGAGGAUGCAGAGUUUCUAAUUUAAAAGUAGUCAAAGAAAUAAAUGUAUCAAAAAUGCAUAUAAUUAUAAUAAGCACCAAUUACAGUAUUACGUCAAUAGUGCAGUGCAUGGACCUUCUUUGAACAAGAAAAGUUAACAUAUCAUUAGUCAUGCUUCCAUUUCCACGUCAAAUUUGAGUACACAUUGGUUUAAUCCACUUCGAAAAGGAUCAAUACCAAAAUUUCACUUCGUAUUAACAGAGAAUAAUUCUGACAUUAGUUGCUAGUGCCUUUAUCCCUUUCACCAACAGGACCAGUGAAAGUGCCUCUGUGUACAAUUGGAUUUGUGAGGUUGAGCAGAGAUGGUUUACCCUCCGCUCUUGUGUUGAUACACUGUUGGUUGCCAGAUGAGCAAGGUAUAAACAGCAGGUGAUUGUGGUCAAAAACAACAAAAAAAUGAUCCAUGGCUGUUAUGCACAACCCAGUUUUCAUGCUGUCACACACUUAAUUAUGUCCUUAAGCAGCAAUGUAUUGUACUCUGCAUGUUUACCAAUCCAAUUCAAAAGGGAAUAUUCAUAGGUUUUAAACAUAUUUUAUUUAUGUCUGUUUCUGUUCGUGCACCGUGCAUCCUUUCAGGGUCUCUACCUCAGUGAGGUCAUUGCAAACUUGCUGCAAAGCUGCAAGCUUCAAUGCAGGGCUUCCUAUACCAUAAUGCAAAAUGGAACCUUAAGUGUAAACUGCAGUCAUGCAACAUUGAAUGUGAGAGUCCCGAAGCAUAGCCUUUACACAAGCACUUAGGACAAAAUAGUGUAUCACGAUCCCACCGCUCCUUUUGUUCACUUAAAGCUACGCACAAUCAGAACAUUCAUACGUUGAGAGUUUGUCAAGAUUGCUUGACUCUCCUAACAGGAUGAGAUUGACUGUUUUAUAUGUUCUUUGAAACAACGGUACCUAGAGUUACUGUUGUGUCACAGAAACACACUUGAAUGUGUUUGAACACGCAUGUGUAUAAGACGGUGGAGUUUUUAAAAAUCUGUCAUCCUGCAAUCUUUGGGCAUUAUGACGCACAGCAAAGUGCAGCCCGUCUUUUUGCACAAUCAUUCCUGUUCUGUUGCUUGAACCAUUUGUUUUGCGAGUGAGAUUUUUUUUUUUUUCACUGUGCUUGCUCAUAAGUAAUGCAUCGUUUCUCAGCAUGUUGUUCCAGACAGGCUAACUGCAGAUAGAUUUGGACAAAUUGUACUUGAAAAUCUCCAGCUACUGUACAUCAGUCUACAAUCAGCAUUGAGAUUAAUUCAAAUGAAAGUAAGGUUUUGCAAUGUACUGUACGUUAUUUAUUUAUUUUUUUAACUUAGCACUCUCCUGACAAGCUCCUGUAUAAAAAAAAUCCACUGCAGUGCUACUUGAAUGUCAUGUUGUUUCUGUUGGUGCAAUGGCUAUCCUUUGUGGUGCUAGUGCAGGACUACCAUUGUUGUCUUGUUACCAUCACACGUUAUGUUGGACAAGACUUUUUCUCAUUCUCUAAUUAUUGUUUUGUUUGAUUGGUGGCUGGUUGGGUAAUUUAGGGCGCUGUUUGUCAUUUUAUUUGGAACUGAUCUUUGUACUGUGCUGCUGAAGAGUGUCUGCCUCAGACGAGG